This is a messenger RNA of Gloeophyllum trabeum ATCC 11539, 1368 nucleotides long. RefSeq lists its product as uncharacterized. The transcript has 5 exons. Bases 177 to 1187 code for a protein of 336 amino acids. Lineage: Eukaryota; Fungi; Basidiomycota; Agaricomycetes; Gloeophyllales; Gloeophyllaceae. The record is from RefSeq and is a predicted model, not a curated record.
CCUCACGCCCAGCGAGAAUUCGCACCGGCUCCAAGUCCUGUGCAGCGAUGACAGCGUCCAAGAACACGCCGGCGGCAGCUAUUCUUGGCAGGCGCACCACCACGACGUCAGCACACCCCGCGCGCGGGCCUAUAAUCAAACGCAGAUGUCUGGCCUCGCCGCCUUCUCUGUAAACGAUGUCCUCCCUCUCUCCUUCCCCUUCGCCCUCUCCUAAUCCUGUUGUGAACGAAAAGACGACGACGACGACGACGAGUAAUGCUAAUUCUAUGAGUGGUAGGACGACGGCGGGAGAGGAGGGCGCGCGGAGGUUCUCGAGCGCAGAGUCGCAGAACACGGCGACGCCGAUGGUGCGCGACAUGCCGCCGCCGAUAGCCUAUGGCUUCAUGCACCAUCGAAAUUCCAUCCUUGCGUACGUGUUCUUCGUGCUUUUCUGCAACCUCGCGGCGCCGUGUAUACUGUUCUACGUCCUGCGCGAUUACACGAAUUUGAGUAUGCAGAACCUGAUCGGCAUAUCCUCCGCCGCGCUGGGCCUCUCCUCCUGCUUCGACUCGCCCUUCCGCAUGUGGAAACUCUGGAAACACUGGGACGAAUACGGCCCGCUGGGCGACGACAAAAAGUGGCACCUCGACUCGUUCAUGUGGAUCUACUCCACCGCGCUGACGAUCAUGGCGAUCCCGCUCGCCGUUGCGUCCGCGCUCGACCCGCCGCUCGAGGACUUCUUCCUCAUGACGACGCCGAUGCUCGUCGGCCCGCUCGGGCUCUGGUUCUUCUUCAGCCUCUACCCGUGGCGGCUGCCGUUCCGGAUCAGCAGCGACCCCGCGGGGACGCGGAUCAAGCCUGCGAUUUUUUAUAUUAUCGAGGACGUGGGCGCGGUCGACGCGCGGCACGGGCGGCCGUACCGCAAGGCGCUGCACGAGCGGUACGCCGCGUCCCCGCCGUUCCAGCACAUCAUGUGGACGCAGACGCUCUUCUGGGCGGUCGGGUGCGUGAUCUACGUGGGCGUGACGGCGGCGGUGACGUGGACGGCGACGUUCGGGUUCGCGUUCGGGUGGGUGCUCGGGCAGUUCUUCGUGUGGCUGCUCGUGUGGGCGGUCGCGAGCGUGUUCUUGUACUCGUACGGGCUGAAGCGGGAGAGAAGGUGGUGGGCGGAGAGGAAGGGGGAGAAGGCGGCGGCGCAGAUUGCGUGAGGUGGAGAAGGGUGACCAUCCGGAAGGACGAUGUUGAUGAUUGAUUGAUGUAGUAUACCGCUCUUUGCUUGCCCUCGGAUGGUUUGGGGUUUGUAUCGUUAUUGUAACGCACUAGUUAAUUGCUUUGGAGUCAUGUAUUAUGAAUAGAUCAUGUUUGGACGGAGUCGGAGGCGAAAGACGA